AUGGCACCGUCAGCAAGCUGCUCGGUGUGCGGCCAUGUAGACUCCUGGCGUCACUCCCUGAUUGAGUGCAAUAUGUCGCGCUGCGUGUGGGCAUUGGCAGAUCCGGCUGUUGUGGAGCACAUGUGCCUCGCGAUGGAACCAUCGGCGAGACAAUGGCUGUUCUUGAUGCUAAAGACGAUGGAUCAUGCAGAAUUCAUCAGGAUGCCGGUCACUUUGUGGGCAAUCUGGCACGCUAGACGCAAAGUGAUCCAUGAAGAAAUCUACCAGAGUCCUAUGGCAACUCACCUAUUUGUUGAGGCCUUUGUCAGGGAUCUGGGGGAAUGCCAACAGUCGAUGGUGAAGCCGCGAGGUGGAGUGGCAACGGCGACACCUCGAUGGAUACCUCCACCUCUGGGCUGUUGCAAGAUCAAUGUUGAUGGUGGAGCGGCAAAAACAAGACAGAGGGGUGCUGUUGGAGCAGUCUGCCGGUCGCAAACAGGGGAGUACCUGGGAGCGUCGGCAGUGGUUUUUGAUGGCGUCACGGACCCUUGCUGCCUGGAGGCGAUGGCCUGUCGUGAGAGCCCGGCGUUGGCGGCUGAUCUACACAUUGGCGAGGUCAUGGUGGCGUCGGACUGCGCCGAGGUGGUGCAGAGCCUUAAGGGUCCAUGCAUGGGGCAUUUCGGCCACAUUACUCGGGAGAUCAAAGAAACAGGCGCCAUGUUUGGCUAG
Molecule: messenger RNA, 708 nt
Organism: Lolium perenne
Lineage: Eukaryota; Viridiplantae; Streptophyta; Magnoliopsida; Poales; Poaceae
Molecular function (GO): nucleic acid binding; RNA-DNA hybrid ribonuclease activity
Source: RefSeq, a predicted model, not a curated record